CGGUCAGGGUUGUUUCUUUCUGCUGGUAUGCUGCUGUGGGUGACUCAGGAGAGGGUAUUAAGACCUGUGGUAAUGCCUCCACGCCCCUCAGUGAGCCGGCGUGUCUGACCAGGUCCCAGCACAGGACUCCAGAAUGCCCAAGAAUAGGAGACGGAGCCUUUUCCCCAACUACAAAGUGGGGGGGACAGGCCCCACAUACAAGGACCCAGAGGAGGACUACAAUGUUCCCCUCACCCAGAACAACUUGGUGAAACAAUGGAACUCCAUGCAAGAGCUCAGAGGAGACAUCUACGACAUCUAUGCAGAGUACGAAAACGAGGAAGAUGUUGUAAUGGCCUCCCCAACAAGAGGUCUUUCCUCUCUUGUGAAGAACUACAUGCUGAACAUCAACGUAGGUGGGAAGGAGUAUCAGAUCUCAUACAGGGUUGCUGCCAAGUAUCCCAAGACCAGGAUCGGCCGCCUGGCGACAUGCACAGACCACAACAGAAAGCUGGACCUGUGUGAUGACUAUGUUGUCCAAAACAACGAGUUUUUCUUCGACAGGGACCCGGACAUCUUCCACAGCAUCUUCAACUUCUACCGGACGGGCGUCCUCUGGAUCAAGGACGAGCUGUGUCCCAGGAACUUCCUGGAGGAGAUCAACUAUUGGGGUGUCAGGAUCAAGAACACACACCGCUGCUGCCGCAUCUCCUUUGAGGAGCGCCAGGAUGAACUCAAUGAGCAGCUGAAGAUCCAGCGGGAGCUGGAGGCCGAGGUGGAGAUGGAAGAGAAUGAGGACCUGUUCCACGGCAUGGCGUUUGGCCAGACGCGCUGGAUCAUCUGGAACCUGAUGGAGAAGCCCUUCUCCUCCGUCACCGCCAAGCUCAUGGCUCUGGCUUCCAGCUUCUUCGUGCUGGUGUCCCUGGUGGCCAUGACGCUGAACACGGUGGAGGAGAUACAGUACAACACCCCCACGGGACAGCUGAGCGGGAAGACCUACGGGGAGCAUGUGGAAACCUUCUGCAUCGCUUUCUUCACCAUGGAGUACCUGCUGCGUCUGGUGUCCACACCGGACCUGCGACGCUUCGGGAAAAGCGUGCUGAACGGGGUGGACCUGAUUGCCAUCUUUCCCCUCUACCUGCAGCUGGUGCUGGAGUGCUUCGAGAACGACGACUACGGGAAGCACCAAGACAUCGAGACGGUGGGCCGGGUGGGCAAAUUGGGCCAGGUGCUGAGAAUCAUGCGUUUGAUGAGGAUCUUCCGUAUCUUGAAACUGGCACGCCACUCUACGGGGCUGAGAGCAUUCGGCUUCACGCUGCGCCAGUGCUACCAGCAGGUGGGCUGCCUAUUCCUUUUCAUCGCCAUGGGAAUCCUCACCUUCUCUGCCAUGGUGUACACAGUGGAGCAUGAUGUCCAUCAGACCAACUUCACAAGCAUCCCUCACGCAUGGUGGUGGGCAGCUGUGAGCAUCUCUACUGUGGGCUAUGGAGACAUGUUUCCAGAGACCAUCCUGGGCCGGCUGUUUGCCUUCGCCUGCAUCUCCUUUGGGAUCAUUCUGAACGGCAUGCCCAUCUCCAUCCUGUACAACAAGUUCUCAGACUACUACACCAAGCUGAAGUCUUAUGAGUACAGCUCCACACUGAAGGCUCGGGGCAAGGUCAGGUUCGCCAAGAGGGCGGCCAGGAAGUUUACCAAAUGCUGUGACGAUGCAGUCCAUAAACACACUGGUGAAUGUUCUCAGAGCUCUAUGGGAGACUUUCCAUUCAAUUAACAGAUCUGCUGUGACAGCAUGAAAUUAUUUCUACCAAGUGGGGUUCCAAGGGAGCUGGAGUUACUAUGUAUCUCUAGUCCCGUAAAGCUGCCUCUAAACUGCAUCCUUUAUCCUGAUCUUGUCCAUAUUCUGAUUGUGCCCACAUUUUCCGUGUAGACGAUUAAAAUAUGCAAUGUGAUCCGAUUGUCAUCAGAUCUUCCUGACUACCUCCUGAGGUAGUCAGGCAAGCUUACAAGUGUAGACCGAUAUGGACAAUGAAAACAUUUAAAUCGUCAUUAUGAAAGAAUAGCGGUCAAAUAAUUGACAUACAGAGGGGGACCAAGAAAUCUGGUCACAAUGCAGACACAGUGGAUGGAUGAGAGACAUUAAAACCAUGUGUAGACACAUUUCUGAAAGUGUGAGCACAAAUAGAAUAGUGCUCCCACGGAGUGGAGGGCAACCUUGCAUUGUAGCAGAAAAUACUGCAGACAAAGAAAUAUCAUGUACGUUAUCAAUUCUUAAUGUGUUUUCCCUUUACCAUGUUAAAACUCUCCUUCAGUUACAUUUGAGGUUUAGAAACAAUUCAUUCCUACAGAAGAAACCACGCCAUUCCCUUCCAAUCAAAUCACUACCGUACCCGACCUCCCUCCGGGGCUGGUGGGGGCGGUCUGAAAUAAGAAAUGCUGGAUGAAUCUACAGACAGGUUAAAUACUCAGCCCCUCCCCCCUUGUAUGGGAAUCUGUGUAAGAUUGGAUCUUCCCAAUGCCGAUUUCUUUACAUGGAACAGCUUGCAAUGUUUCUGCUCUAGCUAGAACAUAAAAAAAAUAAAAAUAGGUCACAGUGAUCUUGAAUGUUCUUUAUGCAUAUUUGGAAAACCUCACAAGUACUCUCCAAAGAUUGUCUAUUAUAUUGACAAGAUAGUCAAGUGACCGCUCUAACAAUGGAAAUACAUUUCCUCAAAGACAGAAGGCAGGAGAGGCGAGAUCAGGUGGGACCAUUCUAGCCAAUGAGAGGGUAGAUGUGUGUGAAUAGGCUCUAGACUCAUCUUCGUGUCUGUGACAGACCGUAUGAGCAGCACCAGAGGCCAUCUCCAUUUUAAAGUAGUAAUUUCUUCAUUGGCUGAUUGCUCCCAACGCAUAGGAUUCCCCAACCGUUUGACUUUAAAAUGGUGGAAUCCCUCAAUGUCCAUGCUAAAACGGGUUAUAGCUAGGAGUCCUCUCUAUGACAACACGCACAACUCCUAUAGUGUUUGAUUUUUUGCCGAAAUGCCACAUGUCCACUUAUAUCAGUACAUUCAUUCAUCAUAACCUAACCACUACGAAACUUAUUUUAGAGCAAAUUAGCAAGUACACUUUUAUGACUGAAUUUGACCACUAUACAAAAAUUCCUCACUUUGUGCGCUUAUUUUCAUGGACAGAUUUUGGGCAGAGAAAAACCUCUCGCUUCUCCUCUGUUGUCAUUCACAAUGUUCACCAGCCACCCAUACAUUGCUAAUGUAUUUCCAUUUAGCAGAAAGCUGACUUUUUGCUAAAGAGAAAGAUCAAAAUAACAUGACAGCACAGCUCUCAGGUGUUUUUGAUUGCCUAACGGCCAAAUUGUCUCCACGGGACAGAAUCCUCAGAAGUAGCGCAAGUCAGACUGACUACUACAAUGUGACUAAAAUCUCCCGAAUAGCGGCCACACAUGCAGCCACUAAUAAUCCUCUAAACUGAUGAGAAGAAUGCUGGGUCUUGAAGGAAAAAGCUGUUUCUCGGCUGACUGGGUC
This is a messenger RNA of Oncorhynchus kisutch (coho salmon), 3494 nucleotides long. RefSeq names its product potassium voltage-gated channel subfamily V member 2-like. The transcript is spliced from 2 exons. The record is from RefSeq and is a predicted model, not a curated record. Gene Ontology annotation, biological process: action potential; protein homooligomerization; potassium ion transmembrane transport. Gene Ontology annotation, molecular function: voltage-gated potassium channel activity. Gene Ontology annotation, cellular component: membrane; voltage-gated potassium channel complex. Lineage: Eukaryota; Metazoa; Chordata; Actinopteri; Salmoniformes; Salmonidae. The coding region runs from base 134 to 1750 and encodes 538 amino acids.